Molecule: messenger RNA, 1259 nt
Organism: Durusdinium trenchii
Lineage: Eukaryota; Dinophyceae; Suessiales; Symbiodiniaceae
Source: the annotation of a GenBank genome assembly
CCCACCUCACCUAAGAAGGAUCCGCCCUCCCCUUGACAUGGCUCGACGUCGGCUUCGCUGGUCGCUGCUGGCGGUGUCGCUGUUGGUAUUCGACAGUGGGCGGCACAGUGGGCAGCUGGGUGUGGCCAUCACAUGGCCAUGGAAUGCAGAGGAGCAGCGGCUGGAGAAGGAGAAGGAGAUCGAGGCAAAGCGGAUCGCAGCAGAGGAGAGGGAGAAAGAAAAGCAGAGGAAAAAGGACGAAGAAGAAGCCAUGAAGCGGCAACAGGCAUUGGAGGAACAGGAGCGAAAGCGGAAGCUGAAAGAGCUCGCAGAAGUUGAGAUCGAAGCGGUUAAGAAGGCUCGUCAGGCGGCGCGGAGGCCUUUGAAUUCCUUCGAGGAGCGACGUGUCCGACGCCAGGCACGCUCUGAGUUCGCGGGUGGUGGCGGGCUUCAGUUGGGUCAACAAGAUGACUGGGCAAAACCGCUGAAACCGGAGGUCAAAACACAACUGGAUGACGCGGUGCGCUUCUUCAGCGAGACCAUGUUCACCCCGGCUGCAUUGAUCGGCUCUGCGGCCCUGGGGCUUCUCUUCAUGCCUCCGGCAAAAUUCUCCUUCUCGGACCAAACGCAGCAGCCCUACAAGGUCUUUCAGUUCUUGUAUCGUGUCUAUGUCUUGUUGGCCUCUGCCACGAUCUGUCUUGAGCUCACUACGGUCUUGGAGACCUCCAACGCUCACGUGCAACUGCUGGAGCUGGGGCGACAGGGCCUUGCCUUGGAACCCACAGCUAUGGAUCUCAUCAUGGCCAAUUUAGAGUUCGAGUACUUGCUUUGCAGCCUGAGCUUUUUUGGCGGAGUGGUUUGCUUCGUUUCAGCGACCCUUUGUCGGGUUUUAGUGGUCUUCGGUUAUGACCACCAAGCUCGUUUCCUGCCCAGAGAGCCUGAACUGUGCCUGGCGGUGAGUGGCAUGAUGCUGAGCAGCUUGUUCUGGUGGCUACACCUGGUGAACAUGCGCUUCACCGAGUUUCAGAACUUCGGAUCCAUGAUCUGGAGGUUCUUUCUCCUGCUGUUGGCACGUUUCCGCAAUGGCGAGGUGGGUCCUACGGGCUACGCUGCGCUCUUCUGGAGCUGUGUGAGCGUGCUGGCAGCAGGCAGAAUCUUGAUGAUGGAAUAUCUUGGCCCGGUGAGGGUCAUUCCAGCGGAGACUGAAAAGGACGGCUGACGGCGGCAAAAAAGGACGCAUAGACUCCGUGCUGCCGCAGCCACACUGCCAUCGACAGCGC